This is a messenger RNA of Arachis duranensis, 2659 nucleotides long. RefSeq lists its product as uncharacterized. The record is from RefSeq and is a predicted model, not a curated record. NCBI's taxonomy places the organism in Eukaryota, Viridiplantae, Streptophyta, Magnoliopsida, Fabales, Fabaceae. The transcript has 11 exons. The coding region runs from base 1513 to 2412 and encodes 299 amino acids.
GAAUCCUAAAUCAAACGCAGCCCCCAUUUGAUCUUCUUCUUCCCAGAGCCACAAACUCAUCUCCUCUCCUCUCUUCUCUGAGAACCAUAGAAGCCACCACAGCCCCCAAUCACGCAGCCACCGCAGCCCGCCGCCACAGCAUCCCGCAGCCACCGCGUCGUUGUCAUCGCCUAGCUCGCCUUCUCUCUGUUCGCCGGUGUUGCGUCCUUUGUCGUCGCCGUUGCAGCCCCCAUUUGUUCUUCUUCUUCACAGAGCCACAAACUCAUCUCCUCUCCUCUCUUCUCUGAGAACCAUAGAAGCCACCGCAGCCCCCAAUCGCGCAGCCACCGCAGCCCCCAAUCCCGCAGCCACCGCGUCGUUGUCAUCACCGAGCUCGCCUUCUCUCUGUUCGCCGGUGUUGCGUCCUCUGUCGUCGCCGUUGCUCGCCUUCCACCUCGCCGCCGGGAACAAACUGACUGGCAAUAUUCCUCAAACUUAUGUGAAAGGAAAUGCCCUUCACUAGAUUGAUUUUAGUUCUAACAAGUUGUAUGGUCAAUUACCAAGAGCACUUGUCAAUUGCAGAAUGCUAGAGUUUCUUGAUGAGUUGUCAUGGAUUAUCUUGGGGGUCAAUACCUUUGCGGCCAUGAAGUACCUGCUUGGAAGUUGAAACAAUGUUGGCAUGGACUAAAAUAUGUUGAUAUGUUGGUGUAUAUUCCUUGCCAGGGAAAACGGAUGGAGCUUUUUGCAUCAAACAAUGGAUAAGUGGCCUUCUUCCAACCUUGGGUAUUCUGGCUAAUGAAUUGAAUGCUGACCACCUUGUUGAUUUCAUACACAGACUGUAAAUAAACGACAGACAGAAAACUUCAUAGUUGGAUAUAUACAAUAAUUAAUGUCACUUCUCUGGGUUCAACACUUGCUAUUCAACACUUGCAGAUCCAAACUUGGCUCCAAGGAAAUAUGAAUUCUGAAACUGUGAGUAACCUUGUUACCACUGGAGUUGGUUCUGAGGCUGCUCCGGUCGAGGUUGAUGAACCUAGUUCGAAAAGGCUGAGACCAGCAACCUCUGAUUUUCAGAACCUUGCUUUAGACCAUCCUUGUUACUAAAUCUACAAUAUUAAAUAUCCAGUUAGCGAGCAAAUAGUUGUUAUAUAUUUUUAGUUAAUUUGUGAACCUUGCUGUGGGUUGAAUUUUGUUGUUAUUAUUGGUUUCUCUCAAGAUUGUUGGUAAUUUUGCUGUGAACUUUGGAUGUUGCCAUUUUAUGUUUGGUUGGUUAUUUUUGUUAUUUGACUUUUUGAGUUUGUAUUUGAAUGAGAUCAUAACAUUGUAGUUUAUGUAGUAUUUUUAAUUUGGAUGAUAUUUUAAAGUUUAUAUUAGACUAUAAUUAUGUUUUAGUGUGUUUAUUUGUAUUUUAUUUAUUAUUUUAUUAUAAAACGGUUUUUUCAGUUGAAUUGCGGUCGAACCGGUUGAAUCAAUGAACCAGUAACUAGAUCGGUUCGACGACCGGUUCGGUUUUCAGAACCUUGGUGUGAAGUGAUGGAUGAUCCUCUCGCCAACUAUUGGGGUCUCUCCCUCUUUCCCCAACCUACUGGUGUCACUGCUUCUUCCUCUUCGAAGCCCUACGAUCCCAACUACGAUCUGGACUCCAUCCAUAACCAUCUCAGAUCCAGGAUACUGCAGAUUCUUGCUGAUGAGUUGAAAGCUGUGAUAUGUGAAAAUCCUGGACUGUUUGACUCUAAAAUCUCGAGUGAUCCAGCAUGUCAUGAAGAAAAUGAUGUUGUUGCUGAAGAGAUACUGCAGAUUCUUGCUGAUGAGUUGAAAGCUGUGAUAUGUGAAAAUCCUGGACUGUUUGACUCUAAAAUCUCGAGUGAUCCAGCAUGUCAUGAAGAAAAUGAUAAUCCAGCAUGUCAUGAAGAAAAUGAUGUUGUUGCUGAAGAGGUUUUGGAGUUUCCUCGAAACCGGAGACCUGCUUUAGGCCUGAGUCAAUCUGUUGAGAGUUUGAUACCAAGGCAGGACCUUGAUAAACCGAAAGAUCCAGCGGAAUUCUUCUUGGCCCAUGAACGGCUAGAAAGAAAAACAAUGCAUUUGUUCCUCUCAGACGAGGAAUUUGUGCAGUGCUCCGGCGACACCGCCACCGUUGCGGCGAAGGCUGACGCCUGCAUCCGCAGCCUUCUCCAGGAGUUCGACGCGCUCCGUGCCCGCGCCGACGCCUCUGACCAGCAGAACGAAGUCCUGAAAGAACGGUUGCAGGAGCUCGAGGGAAAAUUGAAAGAGAAGGAAGAAUCCAAGGUCGACGAAGAGAUUCGUGAAAGACCAGAAGAAUCCAAGGUCGAGGAGGAGAUUCGUGAAAGACCACAUGGAAGACCACGUGGAAGACCCCCUUUUCGGAGGUAUUACACAGGUCAUGGGCGGCCUAGGAAGCGGCCGCGGACUUAAAAGGUUGUAACAAAAACAAUGCCUGAGAACAAUGUUCAUAGGGGAGACAGGGAACUUGGCAGUCAUCAGAAUCAUUCUUUUUAUCAUAAUGUAGUAUUCUUUGACCUUUAUCAUAGUUUUGGAGCAACAUGUAUUUUUAUAAUAAACUCGUGGGCAAUACAUGCAAGUAGGAUCUGAUUCAGUUAUAUAAUAGUCAAUAUAAUUUUUUUACAUAAUAAAUACAAAGUUAUUGAAGUCUUACUUUAUU